AUGUCUCUCUCUUCUCUCUCUCUAACGGACACUUUCUCUGAACCAAGCAACGGUUCCUUUUCCGUCCCCACAUCUGGGACUCCUUCAGCUCUUGCAAAGAGCAUUCUGGUGACCAUUUCCUCCAUCAAUUCGCUUCCCCACCCACCUGUUCUGCUUAAAGAUGACAGUAGUUCCACAAAUCUAGGGGCAUGGAAGAUUCUCCUGCAGAUUGAACUACUCGGAGAUGAACUUAAAGGUGGUGUUAAGAAGAGGGAAGUUUGGAAACCUCCAGAUGGCGGCAAUAAAGACUCUCCCAGCCUAAGCAGAGGAAGAAGAAGUAAAUGGAAAAAGGGAAAAUCAAAAGCAAAAUCUAUGAUCUGUGACUAUGCCAUCCACCUCGAGCAAAAUGAAGGCAACAUUGAGCCAAGAGCCUCUGUUACGAUAGUGGAAAAACAGGGGAGAACUCUACUUAGUCCUCUAAAGAUUAAAGAAGAGCUUGACAAGAAAGAUAUCUACUGCAUUCAAGAGGGAAGAGAGGCGAACAGGAGAGGAAAAAGCAUAAAAGGGUGGUGGAAGAGGGGAAGAAAAGGAUGUGCUCACAUUCUAAGUACUACUGCCUAUUCUCUCUGUUUCUGGUUGUUCUCAACACCCACCUUUUGCAAAGAAAAAACCCCUUUGUCUCAAACCAAGCUGAUGUGUCUAAGGAUGGAAUCCAUCAACAACGAAGCAAACAACAACUAG
Linum trigynum is the source of this 720-nucleotide messenger RNA. NCBI's taxonomy places the organism in Eukaryota, Viridiplantae, Streptophyta, Magnoliopsida, Malpighiales, Linaceae. The record is from the annotation of a GenBank genome assembly.